Lachancea fermentati is the source of this 768-nucleotide messenger RNA. Lineage: Eukaryota; Fungi; Ascomycota; Saccharomycetes; Saccharomycetales; Saccharomycetaceae. The record is from the annotation of a GenBank genome assembly.
AUGAGUGAAGUCGAAAAGCCAUCUGAGGACGCGCCAAGACGCGGAUCAUAUGUCCCCAUUGAAUUCACAGCCGAAAUCGAAGCGCAGUGUCUGAAGCAGGUUGAGUUUUACUUUUCUGAAUUUAAUUUCCCUUACGACAAGUUCCUGCGCACUAUUUCUGACAAGAACGACGGAUGGGUCCCCAUCACCACCAUUGCGACUUUCAACAGGAUGAAGAAGUUCCGCCCUGUCGAUAAAGUCGUGGAGGUGUUGAAAACUUCCAAGAUUUUGCAAGUAAGCGAGGAUGGCGAAAACGUCAAGAGACGCGUUCCCUUGGACUUGCAAAACGAUGUCAGACGCGAGAGAGGCAAAAGAACCGUGGCCGUGCUAAACUUUGCACACGACAAGGAGAAGGACAAGACCGAGUUGCAAGAACAGAUCGAAGAGUUUUUCAACAAGUUUGGCACUGUCAGUCAGGUGCGUUUGAAGAAGGACCAUCGCAAGAACUUCAACGGCACUGUAAUUGUGGAAUUUUCGACCGAGGACGAUGCGCAGAAAUUCCUCGACACCUAUGGCCCGGACAAAGAGGUGCUAUCGUUCGAAAAUCGUCAACUGGACGUUAUGUCCAAGAAACAGUACAACUUGCAACGCGAGGCUACGCGCAGCAAGAACUUCAGUGGUAGUGGCCAGCGCACGCGCUCGUUCACAGGCCACAGAAAGAACAUGCCUGUUGCUCCAAAAAAGUCAAAGGAGGGUGCUGCUGAAGAGUCCGAAAGCGCAGUCGAGUAA